CACCUGAACCAUGGAAUGAUUUCAAAGAUAUCUUGAACCCUUAUGGUUUCAAAGAUCUCCUGAACCAUGGAAUGGUGUCAAAGAUAUCUUGAACCGUUAUGGUUUUAAAGAUUUCUUGAACCCUGAACCAUAAAUCUUUUGAUGUGGAUAAGAUGUUUCCAAAAACAAAGUGACAUUCUUCACAGAAUUUGAAAUCCUUUUUAUGAAGGUUGACGAAUUUCAGAUCAAUGACAGAUUAGCUUAGUGCCAGUUUUCCUCAUUGCAAUAUUAGAUUUUAUUUAGAAUGGGAGUAGUUUUCUCUGCCGUCACCCCUUCAUCAGUAAUCACAAACAAGUUGUGUGAUGAGGAUCGUAAAUGGAUGGAACUAAAUACAAAAAUAAAGCCCGGUGAUAUGGAUUCUGAAUAUAACAAGUUUUAUAAAAAAUAUCCAAAAGGAGGAAUUUAUAGACAUCAGUUUGCAAAUCUGUUUCCUUCAAUGAUGACAGUUCAUUUCUGCGAUCAUGUAUUCAGGACCCUAGAUCUGGAUGGAAACGGAUAUUUAGAUUUUAAAGAGUUUAUGAUGGCAAACGAUCUUGUGAAUGCUAAAACUCCAGAGGAUAAACUCAGCUGGGCAUUUAAAGUGUAUGAUGUUGAUAAGAGUGGAGCUAUUGAUCAAAAAGAGAUGGUUCGAGUAAUGAAAUCUAUUUAUCUCAUGGUCGGGCAUACCGAGACCAAUAGAGAUGCUUUACAGGAUCAGGCUGAAGCACAUGCUGUAAAACUGUUUAAAGCUCUAGAUGUGGAUGGGGACAAGGAACUAUCAGAAGAAGAAUUUAUAAAGGGUUGCAAGGAGGAUAAGGAGUUGAUGGCUAAACUCCAGAAACUUGUUGAAGAACUGGUUCCAAAGAAGAAAUAAUUUAAGAUUUUGUAAAAACACAUCAAAUAAAAUUAAGAUUGAU
Molecule: messenger RNA, 935 nt
Organism: Eurytemora carolleeae
Lineage: Eukaryota; Metazoa; Arthropoda; Copepoda; Calanoida; Temoridae
Product: neuronal calcium sensor 2
Exons: 9
Coding region: 284-892 (202 amino acids)
Molecular function (GO): calcium ion binding
Source: RefSeq, a predicted model, not a curated record